AUGAUCAGAGCUCUAAGAGAGGUACUUGGCGAGAUCAACACGAAGUUGAUGGCAGUGAAUGAUGAGCUGAACAUUAAGAUGGCCGAGAGUGUGAACACAUUACGACCAGCUCAACAAGCCCAGUAUUGUGGCCCAUACAAACUCGAAAAAACCCUUGGCAAGGGGCAAACCGGGCUGGUAAAGACGGGAACGCACUGCAUUACGGGAAGGAAAGUCGCAAUCAAGAUUGUUAACAAAGAAAAAUUGAGCGACUCCGUUCUACAGAAGGUUGAACGAGAAAUCGCAAUUAUGAAGCUCAUAGAACAUCCACAUGUAUUGCACCUUUAUGAUGUGUACGAAAAUAAAAAAUAUUUUCAUCGAGAUCUGAAGCCCGAGAACUUGUUGUUGGACGAGAGGAAUAAUAUCAAAGUUGCCGACUUUGGUAUGGCUUCCCUUCAAGUUGAGGGAUCGAUGCUUGAAACUAGCUGCGGUUCACCACAUUAUGCAUGCCCGGAAGUGAUAAGGGGUGCCCUCCCAUUCGACGAUGACAAUCUUCGAAAUUUACUAGAAAAAGUCAAAAAAGGUGUAUUUCACAUACCACAUUUUGUACCGGCAGAUGUGCAGAGUCUAUUGCGAGCAAUGAUAGAAGUAGAUCCAUUCAAAAGAUAUUCGUUAGCGGACGUCUUUCGACAUCCAUGGGUAGCUGGUACAACAAGAAGCGAGCCUGAACUUGAAUUACCGAUGUCGCAGGUUGUUCAGACACAUAUUAUUCCGAGUGAAGAAAGUAUCGACCCAGACGUUUUCCGACAUAUGAAUAACCUGGGAUGUUUCAAGGACAAGCAAAAACUCAUAGAUGAAUUACUUUCAGCUAGGCACAACACUGAAAAAAUGGUAUAUUUUCUGCUGCUGGACCGGAAGCGACGGCGUCCAGCGCAAGAGGACGAGACAGAAAUCAUUCUUCGAGGAUCAGCUCAGCACAAUGAUCCACCUAAGAAACGUACCGACUCUGCUCGAGCCAUUAGAUAUGCCGUAGGCAGUAUAGCCGACGGCAGCCCUAUCAAUCCUAGGAAAGCAUACGGCCGACAUCGUUCUGCUCGGCACUACAGCCGUGGAGGGUCUCCCACCGAAUCUCCUCGUUCAUCAUCUCGGGAUCUUUAUGCGUGCUGCAGCAGUGACGUCCAUUCACUUAGAACGCAAGAAGAUAGAGGACGAUCUUCCUCUCGGAAUGCCAACAACUAUCACUACUACACUCAACCGGUUGAUCCACAAACGCUAGCUGAGGCAGCAAAACAAGUGCGAGCUGUUCGCCAAGAAAAGGAACGAGUAGAAAAUCGUGAGGUCCUACAAGUUCAAGAGGACAGAAAUCAGGGCCGUAACGUAGAUACAGCACGUAGGCAGGAGACGAAACGCACAAACAUCGAAUUUGAGGCUACUAAGAACACUUCACCUCCGAAAACAUCAACUUCAAUUAUUAGUACAGGACUUGGAUCUACUACAUCAUCCUCCACCAGCUUGGUGACAGGAAGCAGCCAGACUAGUCUUAACGCGUCAGUUGGUCCAUGGAAGUCGAAGCUGACCAAUAUCAAAAACUCAUUCCUUGGAACACCACGAUUCCAUCGUCGAAAAAUGUCUAAUGGUACUUCAGAGGACAGCGAUGAUGGUCAGAUGCUCGAUACCACCGAGUAA
This is a messenger RNA of Ostertagia ostertagi, 1665 nucleotides long. NCBI's taxonomy places the organism in Eukaryota, Metazoa, Nematoda, Chromadorea, Rhabditida, Trichostrongylidae. The record is from the annotation of a GenBank genome assembly.